This is a messenger RNA of Cornus florida, 3063 nucleotides long. RefSeq lists its product as uncharacterized. NCBI's taxonomy places the organism in Eukaryota, Viridiplantae, Streptophyta, Magnoliopsida, Cornales, Cornaceae. The transcript is spliced from 5 exons. The coding region runs from base 1 to 3063 and encodes 1020 amino acids. The record is from RefSeq and is a predicted model, not a curated record. Gene Ontology annotation, molecular function: nucleic acid binding. Gene Ontology annotation, biological process: DNA integration.
AUGGAUGAUGUAGUUCCAACCGACGUGGCCAUCAGUGGUUUUAAUGGAGGAUCUAGUAACACCAAAGGUAUUCUACCUUUGGAAAUUACUAUUGGCGGUCGACCAUCAAGGACAUUGAAGAUGUUACUGAUGGAUCACAAAACCAAUGAAGAAAAGAAGCGGCAAGCUUUCAGGGCCGCUUGCAUCAGACUGAAAGCAUAUCUGGCUGAGAAGAGACUGGCCAGAGAAGAACAACUAUAUGAAGAGGUAUCGGCAAGCACGGCCGAUAUAAUUGAAGAAGGUUUCGAAAAGCUGAAUGCAAUCCAACUUGAAGAUUUGGAGUCAACCCCUUCCAGGAUGGAAGAUAAUAAAGCAGAUGUGCAAGAUCCUUUAUUGGAAAUAAAUGUUGAGAUGCCUGGCCUGUCUAGAAAAUUGGUAGAACAUAGAUUACCGAUCAAGAAAGAUUUUCAGCCAUAUAAACAACCACCAAGAAGGAUGUCUUCGGAAGUAAUGCUUAAAAUUAAAGAAGAAAUUGAAAGACUUCUUAAGGCAGGAUUUAUUCGAACAGUUAGGUAUGUUGAAUGGUUGUCUAAUGUUGUUCCUGUAAUGAAGAAGAAUGGCAAACUUAGAGUUUGUGUGGAUUUUCGCAAUUUAAAUAAUGCCACUCCAAAAGAUGAGUAUCCAAUGCCUAUGGCCGACCAACUUAUUGAUUCGGCCGCUAAGCAUGAAAUAUUGUCUUUUAUGGACGGCCAUUCAGGUUAUAAUCAAAUCUAUUUAGCCGAGGAAGAUGUUCAGAAAAUGGCUUUUAGAUGUCCUGGGUCAAUUGGUACUUUUGAGUGGAUUGUGAUGCCAUUUGGCCUAAAAAAUGCCGGGGCUACUUAUCAAAGGGCAAUGAAUUCUAUCUUUCAUGAUAUGAUUGGCCGAUUCAUGGAAAUUUAUAUAAAUGAUGUGGUUGUGAAAUCAUCGGCCAAGAGACAGCAUUUGGAACACUUGAAAAGGGCCUUUGAAAGGAUGAGGAUUCACAAAUUGAAAAUGAACCCAUUGAAGUGUGCAUUUGGAGUUUCAGCCGGGAAUUUCUUGGGGUUCUUGGUACAUAAACGAGGUAUUGAAGUUGAUCAGAACAAGGUCAAAGCUAUUAUAAAUGCUAGGGCCCCAGCUAACAAAAAACAAGUGCAAAGGUUCCUCGGCCAGGCCAUGAAGCUGAGAGUAUACAUGCGGCCUGUUGAUGUUUACAUUCUUUGUCAGACUAACGUGAUCAAGUAUAUGUUAUCAAGGCCAUUGAUCACUGGCCGAAUAGGUAAGUGGGCUUUGGCUUUGAUGGAAUUCAAUUUUAUUUACGUCCCACAAAAAUCAGUAAAAGGAAGGGUUCUGGCUGAUUUUUUGGCCGAUCAUCCUUCAACUGAUAUUGAUCCAUGGGUUUAUGAUGAAUUGGAGUCAUCAGCUAUAUUCUUAACUCCUUGGAUCUUGAUGUUUGAUGGAUCAAGCACGGCUGAUGGAGCAGGAGCAGGUAUUGUUAUUAUUUCGCCAGCUGGCAGAAAGGCUUCAUUCUCUUUCUUUUUAGAUUUUAAAUGUUCAAAUAACCAGGCCGAAUAUGAAGCGCUUAUAAUCGGCCUGGAGAUUUUAAUUGAAAUGGCUUUCUGGCCGAGAGGGCAGAAUAAGGAGGCUAACAGCAUGGCUCAAGCAGCCUCUGGAAUAAGAGUACCAGCCGGAAUAGAAGAUCAGUUGAUAAAGAUAACACGAAGAUCUUUGCCAUCGGCCGAAUUGAGAAAUACUAUGUUUGAUACUUGGACAAUUGAUGUAGAAGAUUUGGCCGACGAUGACUGGAGGAUACCAUUUAUAAUGUUCCUUCGAAAUCCAAACAUCAAGGCUGAUAGAAGUAUUAAAAGAAAAGCGAUCAACUUUGUGCUUCUAGAUGGGGAUCUAUACAGAAAAGGGUUAGAAGAUGGGCUCUUACUACAAUGCAUAAGCAAGGAGGAAUCACUUCAGGUAAUGGCCGAGGUACAUGAGGGCAGCUGUGGGGCUCACCAAGCUGGGAUUAAAAUGAGAUGGCUGAUUCGCAGGUAUGGAUAUUAUUGGCCGAGAAUGAGGAAAGAUUGCAUAGAUUACUCAAAAGGUUGUCAAGCUUGUCAAAGACACGGGCCGAUUCAGAAUGUACCAGCAAAAGAAUUACAGCCAAUAAUCAAACUUUGGCCAUUCAGAGGUUGGGGCCUUGACCUUAUUGGUAAAAUUAAUCCACCAUCAAGCGAAGGCCAUCACUGGGUGAUUGUUGCCACAGAUUAUUUUACUAAAUGGGUUGAGGCCAAGGCUUGCAAAGCGGUUGAUCAGCAAACAGUGAUUAAUUUCAUGGAGCAAAACAUCAUCCACAGAUUUGGGAUUCCAGAAACACUUAUUUCAGACAAUGCAACAGUAUUUAGAGCAACUGAUGUACUACAAUUCGGCCACAACAUGAAUAUUCAUAUGUCAGCCUCUACGCCAUACUAUGCUCAAGCAAAUGGCCAAGCCGAAUCUUCAAAUAAGAUUCUAAUUGAGAUCAUUGAAAAAAUGAUCAAAGAUAAGCCAAGAAGGUGGCAUGAGACUUUGUCUGAAGCUUUAUGGGCCUAUAGGAACUCAAAAAGAACAGGCACAGGAGUUACACCAUACAUGUUAACUUAUGGUCAUGAUGCUGUUCUGCCUAUGGAGAUGAAGGUUAAAUCAGCCAGAGUUGCUUUUCAAAAUAAUCUAACUCCAGCUGAUUAUACUCAAGCAAUGUUGGUAGAAUUGGAAGAUUUGGAUGAAUUUAGAAGGGAUGCCUUGGAUCAUAUCAUAGCUCACAAGAAGAAAGUGAUGAGGAUCUACAACAAGAGGGUAAAACCUAAGUCUUUUGCUGAAGAAGAUUUGGUUUGGAAAGUUGUUUUGCCAGUGGGUAAAGUCGAUAGGAAAUAUGGGAAGUGGUCCCAAAAAUGGGAAGGGCCAUACUUAGUCCAUCAAGUCUUAAGUGGAGGAGCAUAUAGGCUGAAAUAUUUCAGUGGCCAAUUACAUGACUAUCCCAUUAAUGGCAAGUACCUCAAGAGGUACGUACCGGCAAUCUUUGAAAGGGAAAAUUAG